AUGAACCGCAUUCACAUCAUGAAACCCUUUUACAAACGCUUUGUGAGCAAUCCCUUUGCCAACUUGCCCUCAGACUCUGGUGCUCCCAACCUGGUGCUCCCAACCUGGUGCUCCCAACCUGCUGCUCCCAACCUGGUGCUCCCAACCUGGUGCUCCCAACCUGGUGCUCCCAACCUGGUGCUUUUGUGUAUCAGCUGGUCUUAUCUUCCCUUUUCUACAACCUCGGCAUCUCAUAUGGGAGAUUGUGGAAGGAGGAGGAGGAGAGAGGAGGAGGAGGAGGGGGAGGAGGAGGAGGAGGAGGAGGAGGAGGGAGGAGGAGGAGGAGGAGGAGGAGGAGGAGGAGGAGGAGGAGACAAAGGUAAGAUAAGAGCUGGGAGCAUACAGGUUAGAGAUGGCGGUGAGGGCGGAGAUGGUGGAGGGGAUAGAGCCAGUAAAGCCAUUCAGACCGGCCCGCCUGGAGGAGGGAGGGCAGGGAGGGCAGGGGCGAGAGGAGAGGCGCACGCACUGGUGGCAGGUGGUCUGGGUGCAAGAACUCGGGAUUAG
Messenger RNA from Closterium sp. Yama58-4, 543 nucleotides. NCBI's taxonomy places the organism in Eukaryota, Viridiplantae, Streptophyta, Zygnematophyceae, Desmidiales, Closteriaceae. The record is from the annotation of a GenBank genome assembly.